Molecule: messenger RNA, 746 nt
Organism: Chenopodium quinoa (quinoa)
Lineage: Eukaryota; Viridiplantae; Streptophyta; Magnoliopsida; Caryophyllales; Amaranthaceae
Exons: 3
Coding region: 148-411 (87 amino acids)
Biological process (GO): negative regulation of ATP-dependent activity
Cellular component (GO): mitochondrion
Molecular function (GO): ATPase inhibitor activity
Source: RefSeq, a predicted model, not a curated record
UGUCAUAUAUCCACAAACACCAUAAGACCAUAGAGUAGGCCCAACAAAAAAAAUCAGGUAGGUCCUCGAAGAAGCCUAAUAGCCGUUUUAGUCAUCGUCGUCGUCGCUAGAAACCUUGAGAAAAAGAGUGAAAAUCUAGCAUCGAUCAUGGCAAUGAGAUCCGCAGCAACCGGUGCUUCUCGCUCAUCACUUCAUCGCAUCAUGGACGGAGCUGCUCGUAGGUCUUCCCUUUUCGCUCGCUUCUCCAGCGAUGGCCGCGUUCUCAGCGAAGAGGAGCGUGCUAAAGAGACCGUCUACAUCCAGAAAAUGGAGAGGGAGAGGUUGGAGAAACUGAAAAAGAAGCAAGAGAAAGAGAAGGCUGAGAAAGAAAAGGAGGGUGCUGAGAAGAAAACUGAGGGAGAUUCUCACUAAAACUAAAGCAGAUUCGGAGUCUUGCAGUUUCUUUGAUCGCUUCCUGGGAAAUAAAUGUAUAUUGUACUCAAGUGAAUCUGUAUGUCCUGUAUAGCUUGCCUAGACAUUGGGUACAAUAUCGUUCAUGAACUUGUUGUAUCAGUUGUUGUCCCUGGUUUGAGAUUCUGUUAUGUGCAAUCUUACUUAGUUGAGAACCUGAGACUGUUAUGUACUGUACAAUCUUGUUUGAUGAGUUCAGGCAAGUUGUCAUCUUUGUUUGGUUAUGGCACUACAAUGCUGUGAGUCCCUGUGAUUGGACUGAUUGCUGUGAAAAGAAUUUGCUCUUAGUAAUUAAA